Messenger RNA from Fusarium vanettenii 77-13-4, 855 nucleotides. RefSeq lists its product as uncharacterized. The record is from RefSeq and is a predicted model, not a curated record. The coding region runs from base 1 to 855 and encodes 284 amino acids. Lineage: Eukaryota; Fungi; Ascomycota; Sordariomycetes; Hypocreales; Nectriaceae. The transcript is spliced from 4 exons.
AUGCCAUCCCUUACCGUUGGCCUCGCUGGUAUCACGGGCAAGUUCGGCCGCCUGCUCGCCUCAAAGCUCCUCCAGAGCCCUGGCAUCCACCUCCGCGGCUAUGCUCGUGAUCCCUCCAAGGUGGUCCCCGCUCUUGCUGAAUCGCCUCGCCUCAAACUGUUCAAAGGCGAAGCAUUUGACGACACAGCCAUCAAGCCGUUUGUUACUGGCUGCGAUGUUGUCGUUUGUGCCUAUUUGGGUACCGAUGACCUCAUGGUAGAUGGCCAGAAGAAGCUUAUCGAUGCUUGCGAGGAAGCUGGUGUCCCUCGCUACGCUUAUCUUGAGACGAAGAAAACCGUCAAGGGCGUACAUGUCCUCAUCGGUGGCUUCAUGGAUCCCAUCUUUAGUCCUUUGUUUCAGGUCUGGGAUCCCGAAGCCAAGACGCUGCGAUAUUGGGGUGAGGGUGACGAGCCCUGGGAGGCCACGUCGUAUGACAACGCGGCCGAGUUCACUGCUGCGGUUAUAGCAGACACGUCGGCGAUUGGUAUUAAGAAAUAUCUUGGUGACCGCAAGUCGAUCAAAGAGAUCGCUGCAACGUUCCAGGAAGUGUAUGGCAUCCAGCCUAAGCUCGAGCGCCUAGGGAGCCUCGAUGACUUGAAGACCCAGAUGAACGCUCUACGGGCCAAGAAUCCUAGCGGCGUGUUCAGCUACAUGUUUUUGUUUUUCAUGUAUUAUUGGCUCAAUGGUCAGACUUUUGUCGGUCCCGUUACUGAUAAUGAACGAUAUCCUGAGGUUAAACCGGAGACAUGGGAGGAAUUCUUGAAGAAGCGCGGUUUGGAUGAGCUUCCUCAAGCCUACUUCUCACUCGCUCAGUAA